UUGUCAGUCGGCUGAGCAUCAGUAUGGACGGGACCUACGUCAGGCACGUGGAGCUGCUGGGCUUCGAGAAACGUUCGUUCCCGAGUCAGCACUACGUGUACAUGCUGAUGGUGAAAUGGAGUGACCUCUCUGAGAAGCUGAUCUACAGGACGUAUCCUGAGAUCUACACCUUCCACAAAUCUCUGAAGGAGAUGUUUCCCAUCGAGGCCGGUCAGAUAGAGAAGAAGGACAGAAUCAUCCCGUCACUACCAGCGCCGCGAUGGCUGUACAGCCAGAAGUCCCCAGAAACCAGGCAGAUCACCUUGGCCGAAUACUUCCACUCAUUGAUCAAUCUGCCGCCUCACAUCUCCCGCUGCAAACACCUCUGCAGCUUCCUCAAGGUUCGACCCGAGGACGAAAACCCACCGGCCCCAAACACACUGAAAAGAAACGAGACGUUCGUGGUGUCCAGAGAGUUGGCCAGAGGCAACGCAUCUGAGAUUUCCGGCCCCAUCAUACUGGACACCUACAGAGUGGUCGCAGACUUUGCCAAGACGUCCAAACAUGAGAUCGAUCUGCACACUGGAGACCUGGUGGAAAUCGUUGAGAAAAACCAGAACGGUUGGUGGUUCUGUCAGUGUGAGUCUAAACGAGGCUGGGUUCCUGCGUCCUACCUGGAGCCUCUGGAUGGACCCGAGGAGGCCGAGGACGCUGAGCCAAACUAUGAAGGAGAGCUGCACGUCACCAUCAAAGCCUACAAGGCGGAGCAGGAGGACGAGAUCUCUUUGCAGCUCGGUGAAACCGUGUCGGUCAUUCACAGGCUGCUGGACGGCUGGUGGGUCGUCAGGAAAGGAGACGAGACCGGUUAUUUCCCCUCCAUGUUCCUGCAGAAGGCCGGCAAGAGAGAGAGAUAUGAGGCAGAGAAGGUGAACCUGCAGGGACAGAGACCUCCACCUCGCAGGUCCACCAUCCGAAACGCCAAGAGCAUCCACAACAAGGCUCGCAAUCGGCUCAGCCAGGACACCUACCGCAGGAACAGCCGCCGAUACCUCCAGCAGAAGGGCAGCCGCCUCGCAGAGCCCAAAGGGAACUCCAAGAAUGCCACAAAGUCACCGCUGACAGAGAGGAAGAACCAGGGCAACAUUCCCGAGACGUCUGGCUCCAGUUCGGAGGGCGAGCUGAAGAAGGAGGCUCCGGUCAUCCCCCCCCGGCCCAGUGCGGAGCUCAUCAUGGAGCGCUGCAGCGACAACACCCGCAAGAAAGUCAGCAUCCACAAGUCACACCCUGCCUCCGCCAGCUAGGGACUUAUCACAUGUUGUAAAAGUCUCAAUGAAAGUGCUGUUUUCUUCUUUAACUAGGCUCAAAAUGGCGGCAUCUGCUUGUUCAGCUCCACCUCACUGUUAGCUGCUGUGUUCAUGUGAGAAAAACAAGCUGCGAUAAAGCUAGCAGAAAGUGAACGUACUCGGUCACAAUGUUAUACGUUUUUAUAGUGAGAAAAUUAAUAUGUUUCUGUUUGUGGCUUCUGUGUAGAAGCUUUUAGAUCUAUUUCCAAGCAUCUGUAGAACUUUGGUUUUAUUUAUUUGCUUAAUAAAUGUAUAAAAUAAUUAAAGAAAA
This is a messenger RNA of Epinephelus fuscoguttatus (brown-marbled grouper), 1593 nucleotides long. RefSeq names its product neutrophil cytosolic factor 1 (gene ncf1). Gene Ontology annotation, biological process: superoxide anion generation; respiratory burst. Bases 24 to 1280 code for a protein of 418 amino acids. Gene Ontology annotation, cellular component: cytoplasm; NADPH oxidase complex. The record is from RefSeq and is a predicted model, not a curated record. NCBI's taxonomy places the organism in Eukaryota, Metazoa, Chordata, Actinopteri, Perciformes, Serranidae. Gene Ontology annotation, molecular function: protein binding; phosphatidylinositol binding; superoxide-generating NADPH oxidase activator activity. The transcript is spliced from 11 exons.